Messenger RNA from Electrophorus electricus (electric eel), 1378 nucleotides. NCBI's taxonomy places the organism in Eukaryota, Metazoa, Chordata, Actinopteri, Gymnotiformes, Gymnotidae. The record is from RefSeq and is a predicted model, not a curated record.
ACACUUACUACUGUCCUGCAGGGCAUUCAAGACAAAGCCCUGACGAAAGAUGCUGGGAGCAGGAAGGCUGUGGAAACAUCUGCGGUGAUUCCAGCAAGGCUAAGGGAACCUCUAACUGUGGACUGCACAUUCAACUGCUCCUCUGGUUUCAUCCACGGUUUGUGGACGUGGGAAGACACGCCAGCUUGCACUACCUGCAACUGGGAGACGCAGCACGGUACAAUGAGCAAAGGCAUGUGCACGGUGAGCUUGUUUACUCCAAAUCUCACCAUGGAGCAGACCGUCUACAACUACUCAUGUGUCUCCAUCAUGAGUGAUCACCAAGACCUCCCUCGUAAGACGGAGAGGCUGGUAUCACUGCAAAUUGAAGAUAAGACCACGGCAACAGUCAGCCUUCAUGAAGCACCGGUAGCUUUGACUAUGAAAGUGGAGGUUUACAGGAACGAGGACAAUUACUCGGUUGACAGAUCUGAAUCAGGCUCCCUCAGAGUACCAGUGGGAACACAGCUACAACUCAAAUGUCUUUCCAACGACAAGCGUUGCGCGGGCCAGUGGAUGCGGGACCACAGCGUUCUUCCAAACCCAAACCCUGGACCGUUGCUGCGGUGGGCUAAGAUCACCAAGGCGGACGGAGGAAGCUACAACUGCCAUGCGAAUCCGCUCUGUGCGGGCCAGGGGAUCACUGUCACGUUAGAGGUCAUUAAAGAUGAUGAUUCUGGGUGGGUCAGAAUCGUAGCAGCUAUCGUACUGUCCGCAGCGGUUGUGCUAAUGCUUAAACUGAUAUUCCUAUGCUACAAAAAGAGCCGCAGGUUGGAAGAAUCGGAGCCUGCAGUGAUCUAUGAAAACACAAGACCCAAAAAUGAAUGCGCAGCCCUCAAACCUCUCGCACAGGAGUGCCAGAGUGAUCACGAAGUCCCUUAUGCCGACAUUGUAAUCUCGGUGAGAGGGUCCAGCAUUCCAGAAUUUACGGGAGUCCAAAACCAAACCCCACGGGAUCCCAGACUUAGAUGGAGGGACGAUGCAGCGUCAGGAAUCCAGCUGCAUGCUUGUCGCUCCGCGGACAGGCUCCAUGUCCACCCUAAGGAGGUCUCCAGAAAGUUGAGCACUGCCUCAGAGUACGCCGUCAUCACCUACUCAGCGGAGGCGAUUGGCUAGUUUAUAUACAUGAGCAACUUUAAUGGAAAAGGAGUGGGGAAAUCGUAAGAACUGCAUGUCAGGUUUUUACUAUUAAUGAUGAAAAGUUUUAAUGGAAAUAAUAUCUGUAAUAUUUUAGUGGAAUUAAUUUUUAAAAAUAAUUUUCUUUUUUCACUAUGUUGAGUUUUUUACUACUUUUCUCCUGGGUGAGUGAAGUUAUAAAGUUAUACAGUUCGUUUGUGAU